Nerophis ophidion (straightnose pipefish) is the source of this 1901-nucleotide messenger RNA. RefSeq names its product zinc finger protein 37-like. The record is from RefSeq and is a predicted model, not a curated record. Gene Ontology annotation, cellular component: nucleus. Gene Ontology annotation, biological process: regulation of transcription by RNA polymerase II. Lineage: Eukaryota; Metazoa; Chordata; Actinopteri; Syngnathiformes; Syngnathidae. The coding region runs from base 273 to 1703 and encodes 476 amino acids. Gene Ontology annotation, molecular function: RNA polymerase II cis-regulatory region sequence-specific DNA binding; DNA-binding transcription factor activity, RNA polymerase II-specific. The transcript has 2 exons.
GUCCUUGCGCAUGCGCUUACUGAGCCGCUUCCGGUAGGCCGAGCACUCGUUUAGAGACAAGCAACACAGUGUGGUUUAUAUCUUUAUGGUCAUUCCUGCUUUUAUAGCUUUCUACUUAUUUGUUUAUCGCACGACUAACUACAUUUUUGUUCAUUUUUCGUGUCAGGAUAAAGUCGCCUCGGUGAACGGAAGCUUUUCAGGCUAGCUUAGCUCGCUAGUUAGCUUAGCGUGCUAGCCGCGGAAGUUAAUCAACACAUCGCUAAGCGGAGAAAAUGUGUAAAGUACAAAUGUUGAGAUUGUUGGUGAAUCAGCGACUAAAUGAGGCUGUGGAAGAAAUAUUUGUAGUGUUGGAAAGAACGAUAACAGAGUACGAAGAGGAACUUUCCCGAACCAAAGAGGAGAAGGAGCGACAACGUCAACUACUGGACGCUGUUUUUAAAAAGCUGCCGAGAACAGACGGCUUUGAAGAAAAUCUUCCUGAGCAGCUGGAGUGGUCUUCCAGGAUGGAGCAGGAAGCGGCACAGCCAACACAAACUAAGAGAGAUGAGGAGUACCCACAACCCCCUUGCCUUAAAGAGGACAUUAAGGAGCCACAGCUCAUUCACAUUGAAUGGAAUGAGGAAGGAGAGGAGCCCAAGCGUGUUAAGGAGGAAGGGGAGGAUCCACAGCACCCUCACAUUAAAGAAGAGGAAGAAAAGGUGCCAGAUUCCCCGAUGUUGGAGAGAAAAAGUCACAGCCCAGCUACCUUAAAAAUUAAAAGGAUGAGCCACAAACCCCCUCAAAAAAAGGAAGAGGAGGAACACAACAUGAGUCAAGACGGAGAGCAUCUUGAAGGACUGGAGGAGGUUGUCAUUGUGAAGAGGGAAGAUGGUGAGGGUGAAGGUGUGGAGAAGGAAGAAGUGGAGCCUCCAAAUCCACACAUGACAACAGAAGCUGAUGGAGACCACUGUGGAGGAUCACAAGCAAACAAGCCCUUCGCUCCACUAUCAGAUAAUGAGGAGUUAACAUCACACUCUCCUGACACUGAUGAUGAUGAUGAUGAUGAAGAAGAUGAUGACACUGAUGAUGAAGACUUUAAAGCCGACGUGACACCUCACACUGACAACAAACGCUUGAAGUGCUCUUACUGUGACAAAACGUUUAAAUACCCAUGUCAUCUGAAAACACACAUGAGAACGCACACUGGAGAAAAACCAUUCAUGUGCUCAGUUUGCAGUAAAAGCUUCACACGAAAGGAAUAUUUGAAAGUACACAUGAGAAUGCACACUGGAGAAAAAACAUUCCCGUGCUCAGUUUGUAGUAAAAGAUUCUCUUUAAAGGAAAGUUUGAACGUACACAUGAGAACGCACACCGGAGAAAAACCAUUCCUGUGCUCAGUUUGUAGUAAAAGAUUCUCUGUAAAGGAAAGUUUGAAUGUACACAUGAGAAUGCACACCGGAGAAAAACCAUUCCUGUGCUCAGUUUGUAGUAAAAGAUUCUCUGUAAAGGAAAGUUUGAAUGUACACAUGAGAAUGCACACUGGAGAAAAACCAUUCCUGUGCUCAGUUUGCAGUAAAAGAUUCCCUAUGAAGAAAAGUUUGAAAACACACAUGAGAAUACACACUGGAGAAAAACCGUACACGUGUUUAGUUUGUAAUAAGAGAUUCACUCAGAAAGGGAAUUUGAUGACACACAUAAAAACACACACCGGAGAAAAAGUGUGAGUUGCAGUGUGUGUGAUGAAAGAUUCUCUUAUAAUGUGUUGGUGAGUACAGCAGCAGCAAAUGAAGAUGCAGGAUGUCGGUCCUGUCAGACAAAUCACAUCUGCUGUACAGAUUUCAUUUACAAAAGUGUUUGAUACGUCUCUUUUUACCUUAUUUGUAUUUGCCUUUAAUAAAGUCUGUUUGCUAGAGGCACGCUUG